This is a messenger RNA of Linum tenue, 1428 nucleotides long. NCBI's taxonomy places the organism in Eukaryota, Viridiplantae, Streptophyta, Magnoliopsida, Malpighiales, Linaceae. The record is from the annotation of a GenBank genome assembly.
AUGUGGAACACAAGCCUAGCAUGUCCGGAGGCAAACGAUCCAAUGCCAAAAGGGCUGCAGCCCACGAGCCAUGGGCCGCCUCUUAAAAUAUCCAGACAGCCGAGCCCACCAGCAUUUCGGAAUUUCCCGGCGAAAGAAAGAACGGAGAGAAGAGAGCGAUGUCAGGACCACAGUGCUAUCGAAAACCCUCCGGCGCUGAACCCAGGUGCCGGAGCUGGCCAUGUAGAGAAAGUCGGCCACCUCGACUCCUAUGUCACCGGCUCCCCCCCCCCACUUCCAACUCCGCCUUUUGAUAACUACAUGUGCCUUUUUGCUUCACUGCUACUUCAUAAACAGUAUAAGGGAUUUGAAGAUGCGAAGGCUGUCAUUGAAAGUCUGAAGAAUAAAGGCGUAUCUGCAAUUGGAGCUGCAGGCUUUUGCUGGGGUGCCAAGGUUGUGGUUGAACUCGCCCACAUUAAUGCUGGUGUGCUGUUGCAUCCUUCAUUUGUCACAGUUGAUGACAUAAAAGAGGUGAAGGCUCCUCUUGCUGUACUUGGAGCUGAGUUCGACCACCUUUCGCCACCAGCUCUAGUGAAACAGUUUGAAGAGGUCCUGGCUACUAAGCCUGAGUUUGAUGGAUUUGUAAAGAUAUUCCCUGGAGUUGCUCAUGGAUGGACAGUGAGGUACAAAGCUGAAGACGAAGCCGAGGUAAAAGCUGCAGUGGAGGCUCAUAACGACGCGUUGGAGUGGUUUGCUAAGCACGUCAAGUGAAUACAUAAGAAAACAUUCCACGAGUCCAGCGCGAGAUGGCCUCUCUGUCGUUUACCAUUUUAUCCUGCGUGCGCGAGGUGAGAGAUCGAUCGACUUCUGAACAUACCACGUCGUUGUUGUGUAAUAUCAGAGCUCUCGAGUGAUGGCGUAUGUUAUUGAGAUGAUCGAAUCUGGCUCUCAUUGUUCAUGUUAUAGAAUAUAGAGCAACUCAUGGACAUUGUGCACCAGUGUUGUAUAAUCUCUAGCUUUGGCUCUCUCAGAUGUCUGCUUCUUCGUUUCUGCCCCCUCCAUACCGCUGGGCCAAAAUCAGACUGUGUUACUUGGGCCGCCAGAAAGAAGACCGUGGGAUCCAGUUUUGGGAAUAGCCCAAACCAUCUUCCUUUCGUUUUCUGUUCCCCGUCACCGUCGGUUCAUGUGAGGACGAAGAAAGGUCGGCAAAGUAGGGAACACGGUUAGCCAGCCACGUGUCACCGAUGGGAACAGCAAAUCUGAAGCUGUCAUUUUGAUUAGAAGAAGCGCACUUCUCCUCCAUCACUUGCUCUGCUUGCAUCCACACACGGCCAUCAGCGCGUCAGCGCGUCGAUUUUAAUUUCAGUAAGCUUUGAAAUGCAUUACCAAAAAAGUUUGUGAUAGGAUAUCUUAUAUUAAAAUUGUGUUUUGUAUCUUUGAAUAUUGCUA